Chrysemys picta bellii (western painted turtle) is the source of this 2100-nucleotide messenger RNA. The record is from RefSeq and is a predicted model, not a curated record. Lineage: Eukaryota; Metazoa; Chordata; Testudines; Emydidae.
AGGAGCGUUGUUGGCAGGCGUUGUAACUCUGGUGAGGGGGAGAUCCUGAAGCUGCGGGUCAGGCAGGGCAAGAAAAUUGUGAGUGGAUUAUCCCCUUCCUCGGCAUGCUAUGGAGUGGACAGAUACAGAGCACGGUAAAGGGGUAGUUGCCUGAGAAUCAAGCAGCUCUUCUUUGAACUGCUGCAGUUUAUCAACAACGUCUUGACUUGUGGAUGACAGAACUGGACACAGUAUUCCAGCAGCACUCACACCAGGGCCAACUACAGAGGGCCAGCUGCACAACAGUAACACUGUGCUAUGCUUCGAGAUGUCAUGGGAAAAACCUUUCGACUUCUGGGGUAUACCAUUCAGUAUGGAUGCAUAGCACACUGUGCCUUUGAGUACCUUGGAGGAAUUGUUGUGUGUUCUGGACCCUCAAUGGAACCAACAAUUCAAAAUUCUGACAUUGUCUUUUCGGAGAAUCUUAGCCGCCAUUUUUAUUGCAUUCAGAAAGGUGAUAUUGUAAUUGCAAAAAGCCCAAAUGACCCCAAAUCAAAUAUCUGUAAAAGAGUAAUUGGCUUGGAAGGAGACAAAGUCUGUAUAAGCAGUCCUUCAGAUUUCCGUAAGAGUCACAGUUAUGUGCCUAAAGGGCAUGUUUGGUUAGAAGGAGAUAAUCUCAGGAAUUCUACAGAUUCCAGGUGUUAUGGACCUGUUCCUUAUGGACUGAUAAGAGGACGCAUUUGCUUCAAGCAUUCAGGAGAAGGGUACUGCAACAUGUGCUGCCCCAGCACUAACCCAAGACAAGUUCCUGUGUAAACAAUUUGAAUCACCCCCUCUCCCCCAAAGUUGAGUAUGCUUUCCACAUCCCACAAUACGGACUGUCAGACACCGGGUCGGGGUAGGAUGUGGUGAGAAAGGAAAACUCUUUUUACCUGUGAAUUUUCUAAUACUCUUCGUGUCUGACAUUCUGGCCCAACCAGCGUGGAUGCAUUUGUCUGAGAACUGAAGUUUUUUUUCUCCACUGUCCCAGAUUAUAAGCUUCCUAAGGCUGUGUUAUGAGGGUCAUAUGUCCAAGUUAGGUGACUUAUACUACUAUAUUCAGUAAAUAUUUUUCAGCUUUGGAAGCAAUCAUUCUGGGUUCCCCACAGAAGAGUGGUCCUGGACCCAGGCUAGCUGUCAAUCUUUGUUCUGCCUCCAGCCAGCAGGAAGAAUUAUUAUUACUAUAUUACCCUAUAAUACAGACUGUCAGAUAUGGAGGGUAUUAAAAAGAUUGAUAAGUAAGAAGGAAAUCUUCCUAUUGUGGUAUCCUCAUCUCAACUAAAGAAUUAAAAGGUGACAAAUGUAAAGUAUAUAUAAUAAGAUGGAGUAUGGAAAUACAGUAUAAUUCCACUUAUCCACAUUCUCUUUUCGAAUAAUCUUAGUUAUCUGAAGCCACACAUCUCUCCCAUGUAGCCCUGUUAGUUAAUCACCCACUAGUAACGUCUCAUUAGGCUCAUCACUAAUCGAUGGCUUUGUAUUUGUAUAGUGGUUCUGAGCCGCUACCUGCAACUACUGAGACCGAAUCCCAUUUCAGCAGCAACAGCAACUGACAAUGUCUGUGUCAGACUGUGAUUAGUCAGUUUAAAAAAAAAAAAAAUUCAGAAUUCUAUCCACAGUAAUUUAAUACAUUUUUCGUGUUUUAAUAAACUCAAAGUUGGGUUACUUUACUCUUUUAUAAAGUACAAAGUAUUAAGCAAACAUCAGCAUUACUCCUUUUAUUCCCCACAUUUCUACAUCAGUGAAACUGAAGCACAAAAUAGCACUCUGUUUAUCCGGUCAGUUAUCAGAAACUUUCUGAUGUCCCUCAGGCCAUUUGGAUAAAUGGGUGUGUACAGGAUUGAAAUUAGAGUUUUAAAUCGACUAACUUUUACCGUAUUUCAUUUUACAGAUAUGGCCUCUGAAUGAUUUUGGAUUUCUGCGUGCUAGCCCCAACGGUCACAGAUUUUUGGAUGAUUAAGAGAACUAAUAAGUGAAUUCUGCCAGUUUACUGAACUGUCUUACAAUGCUUUAAUAGCUUUUUUUACUGAUUGAAUGAAACAGUGUAUUUGUAUUUACAAUAAAUUAAACAUUGUGACUUUUUGA